CCCCGCAACCCCUACAUGGUGGAGGCCAGUGGUCGGCCUGAGUGUAGUUCAGAGAUGUUCUUUUUACUUUUGUUGCCUGUGCUUACGUUAGCAAACAUUUCUAUUACCCCACUGAACAGUGGGAUUAUUUUUCAAAAAACGCAGCCGGUCGUGUGCACAUCCAGCACUUACACGAUUAACGCCGAUUUCAACCUCGCGGCAAUCCACAAACAGGAUGUUGACCUCGAGGAAAACUUCAGCGUUUUGGAGAAACAUCUUAACGCCAUGCAGAACAACACGGAAACGGUAAACGCUGCGUUCGUGUCAGCACUUCAUGCGCUGCACUACGAAUUAUCCGCCUGCGUAGUUGAAACGCAGCAAAUUUUUGAUAUGCUUCCUCACAACAGGCUCGAGCGCACCAAACGAGGCUGGUUUGACGGGCUCGGUAAGGCGAUUUCUGGAAUUACAGGUUUGAUGGACGCAGACGAUAGCAAAUUGAUCACCGAGCACAUUGAGAAACUAAGAGAGAGAACGUCGGACAUCAAACUAGAGACAACCGCCCAAAAAACUAUUAUCCACAACAUCUUGGAAAACCAAGUGAAUAAUACAAAACUAUUAGGCGAACUUGCUUCUAACUUAUUUAAUAAAACAAACUCGUUGGUCACUUUGUAUAAUGAAACCACCAAACAAAUGACAGAAAUACGAAACGUAGUCAACUUGGAGAGUAAACUCAGAACAAUAACUUUUCUUAUCCAGAAAAUUAAAAAUGAGCGGCAAAUUUUAAAACAGGGUCUGCAGAGUGCUCUUGAGCACAAGCUCACGCCGAAUCUUAUUAAAGAAUCUCUAUUUUCUGAAAUCUUAAAAAAAAUCGAGAAGAACUUACCAAAGACCCUCCAAUUACUGUCGGAAGUCACCUCCGAAACUCUCCCCCUCUUUUUCCUAACCAGCGAAUGCGAGACAGUUAUCCUCCUAAACACUCUGAGGGUGACCGUCCGCAUUCCAACGAAACAAUUCGAAAAUGAUUUCUCCUUAUACAAAAUUUUUUCGGUCCCAUGGUACAUUGAAAAAAUCCGGCAAUUCGCUACGUUUUCCACUAAAAACUACGUCUUGAUGGAUAAACUUAUGCAUAUUUUUACACCUAUCUCAGAGCAAUUCCUGUCAUCCUGUCAACCUACAACUUCCUUCAUACUCUGCAAGAACGCAAUUCCUUUAAUAACCCCAAACAAUAAAAUUUGCGAAUAUAAUCUCUUCACAUCCCACUCUGCUUUAAACUGCGAAAAGUCCUUGGUCCCCAAUUUUUCUGAAUACUUCAUAAAAGUUGGAGAACAAUGGCUUUUCUCCGUCGAUAAACCUACCAAAGUAGCAAUUAAUUGUGAAGGUCGGCUGGAAUUCCGCACUCUCACAUCAAUUGGGUUAAUCCAGGGAGCCAAGAAGUGCAGGGUUGCAUCCGAAUACCAUGUGCUGCAACCAUCCGUACAAGGCCAAAUGAGUGCGGAAUUGCAGUUGACCGACGCGCUAAUUCCGCUAAUUUCCAAUGACUCGCUGUUCAACCACGCAGAGAACAAAAUGCUUUCCACAAUAUCCGGAAACCAAGAUCUGAUUAAUAGAAUUAAUCAGAGCCUGCUUUCCGGAGAAACAAAUGUAAGACUCAGCGAGGUCCUACAAAGUGUAGUCCAGGCCAGGGAGGGCGACGCCUGGUCAUACUCUGAAAUCCAUAUCCAUGGACUUCCCAUUUUCGUAAUAGUGGUUGGAAUGGCCCUGUGUUUUGUUGCCGUGCAACUACACAGAGCUCUAAGAACUAGAGUAAAUGUAGAAACCUCUGAACUUAACUAAAUUUACCGCCAAUGCUCUACCAACUAAAUUUUUUUUUCUGAGCUUCUGAAGGCUCCAAGCCAAUACUUGGCAAAUAACUUCAGAUGGUGGAACGCCCCCAAUAUAGAUAUAUCAAUAGAAUAUCAAUAUCAAAAUUAUAGAAUAUUUGAAAUAUUUGUUUUGUUUUUUUUCCUCAACCAUGAUUAAAUCAAAUUUC
Messenger RNA from Bemisia tabaci, 2008 nucleotides. The record is from RefSeq and is a predicted model, not a curated record. Lineage: Eukaryota; Metazoa; Arthropoda; Insecta; Hemiptera; Aleyrodidae.